This is a messenger RNA of Cantharellus anzutake, 589 nucleotides long. RefSeq lists its product as uncharacterized. The transcript has 3 exons. The coding region runs from base 5 to 523 and encodes 172 amino acids. Lineage: Eukaryota; Fungi; Basidiomycota; Agaricomycetes; Cantharellales; Hydnaceae. The record is from RefSeq and is a predicted model, not a curated record. Gene Ontology annotation, biological process: regulation of DNA-templated transcription. Gene Ontology annotation, molecular function: DNA-binding transcription factor activity, RNA polymerase II-specific; zinc ion binding.
CCUAAUGCUGUUAGGGGCCCCUGAUAUGACCAGUCCUCCUCGUCCUCGCAAUAAAACAAACCAAGGGUGUUUGCCUUGCCGGAUUCGAAAGAAGAAGUGUCCUUUAAAUCCUGACCAUCUUGGGAGCUGCCAGGAAUGCAAAAGACUCGGGCUUCACUGCGAGGGUUUCAACUCUAAACUGCCAAUGUGGGCAAAGAACAAGGAGAAACUCAAACUCUACAAGGAAUACCUAAAGAGAAGCAUUGCAUCCAACCGCAGAGUGAUGUGGCGGGGGUCCCGGCCAUCUUAUGAACCCCCAACAUACCUUUCUUUGCCUGAUACAGAGGCACUUCCCUCGCACCGUUUCCAAGACUUGGGGGAGAUUGGAAUUGUUUACAUGCACCCGACAGUCCCAUCGCCAGCCGGAGAGCCAGUUUUUGCCCUCUCUGAGAUGAAUGGAGGGGCACUGCUUUUAGUCCCCGCGUCCGUCAAUCCUGCCGUUCUUGACAUGCAGUCUGAGUAUGGUGCCCACCUGCGUAUUUAGUGGUGCGGCUGUUGGAUACAUGAGGACCGUCGAAGUCGCUAGUAUGAUAUGUAGAUGUAUUGUGGC